CCCUCACAUGAUGGGAGUGUGACUGGGGUCUGGGCACGAGGUGAUGGCGCUGAGCAGAGCUCGACCGUCCCAGCCCCACGGGGAGAGCACCCGGCUGCUGCCCCAGGUGUCCAGGCUGGUGGAGCUGCCCUACUCCUCCUGCUCCGAUGACGAUGCUGACGGUGUCUCACUGCCUGGGGACAUGGCCGAGCAGGACCCCGGGUUAUGGUGCCCUGUGCCCCCCAAACCCAGCACCUUCAGCCGCUGUGUGCGCUACCUGGCCUUCCUCUGGAACCUCCUCUUCCUCCUGCUGGGGCUGCUGCUCCUGGCCGUGGGGGUCUGGGGGCUGCUGGCCAAGGCUGCCCUGCCCGGGGGGGAGCAUGGGGCACCCCUAGGCUCGGACCCCAUGCUGCUCUUCGUGCUGGGGGGGCUGGGGGCCAGCGCCGUGUCCCUGGCCGGCUGCCUGGGCGCCCUCCGUGCCAGCCCCUGCCUGCUCCGCUUCUUCCUGGGGGCCCUGCUGGCUUUUGCGGGGCUGGAGGUGCUGGGGGGGCUCCUGGUGCUGCUGGCGCAGCGGCGGCUGCGGGAUGGGCUGCGGGACCUGCUGCUGCUCUGCCUCCUGCGCUACCAGGAGGACCCCGACCUGCAGUUCCUGGUGGACGAGGUGCAGAGGAGCCUCCAGUGCUGCGGCCUCAGGUCCUACCACGACUGGGAGAGCAACCCGUACUUCAACUGCAGCGCCCCGGGGGUGCAGGCGUGCGGCGUGCCGGCCUCGUGCUGCCAGGACCCUCUGGAGAGCGGCUCCGUGCCCAAUGCCCAGUGUGGUUUCGGGGUGCUGGCGUUGGGGGCGGCGGCGGCGGGCGCCGCGGUGCAUGUGGGGGGCUGCGGGGCCGCGCUGGGCGCGUGGCUGAGGGGCCAGGCCGGGGCCAUCGCUGCCGGCGCCGCCGCCCUGGUGCUGGUGGAGGCCGUGGGUGCCCUCAUGGCACUGAGGGUGCUCGGGGAUGUGGCGGCUUUCCGGGCGUGGGGGUGACGGGUGGGGGAUGCUGGGGGUUUGGGGAUGUGU
Corapipo altera (White-ruffed manakin) is the source of this 1039-nucleotide messenger RNA. It is a transcript of the gene TSPAN10, whose product is annotated as tetraspanin 10. The coding region runs from base 44 to 1006 and encodes 320 amino acids. The transcript has 3 exons. The record is from RefSeq and is a predicted model, not a curated record. NCBI's taxonomy places the organism in Eukaryota, Metazoa, Chordata, Aves, Passeriformes, Pipridae. Gene Ontology annotation, cellular component: membrane.